GGAUAGGCGUGAUCAGCGCGCAGUACGGACGAUUUAACCGGGUCACCUGCCACCACACAGCGAUGUCGAUGGUUGACUGUUACAAUGACGUGCUUACUGAUAUCAUAUCAAAAUGUGACGGGAAAUCGACAUGUACAUUGUCUCCUUCCAGCAGUCAAUAUGGCGGCGACCCCUGUCCAGCCACUUACAAAUACCUGCAAGUUCAGUUCAAUUGUUCGUCAGCAGAGACAACACCUGAUUCAAAAACUACUACCUUAUCGAAGAAGACGACGACGACAACCACCACCACCACCACCACUGAACAAUCAACUGAUUCGGACACUACUGCGGUCUUCUUACCACCAACGACAGAUCCGUCAAGCACAACUGCUUCAUUUGUAAAGACUAAUGCUACAAGCACUUGCAUUAGUCGGUAUGCAAAUGCUACGAGUUGCACGGAUGGGGAGCUGUUGUGUGAACUUGCUAAGUUAAAAAAGCAACUGCCAAUAGACAACACUACACGCUCGUCAUAUAAAAGGACAAAAAUCAGUGUGUAUGUCGGACGGACGGCAGCUACAGAUAUCGGUAUGAAUUAG
Mizuhopecten yessoensis (Yesso scallop) is the source of this 575-nucleotide messenger RNA. RefSeq names its product integumentary mucin C.1-like. NCBI's taxonomy places the organism in Eukaryota, Metazoa, Mollusca, Bivalvia, Pectinida, Pectinidae. The transcript is spliced from 2 exons. Bases 63 to 575 code for a protein of 170 amino acids. Gene Ontology annotation, molecular function: carbohydrate binding. The record is from RefSeq and is a predicted model, not a curated record.